Melampsora larici-populina 98AG31 is the source of this 417-nucleotide messenger RNA. RefSeq lists its product as uncharacterized. The record is from RefSeq and is a predicted model, not a curated record. Lineage: Eukaryota; Fungi; Basidiomycota; Pucciniomycetes; Pucciniales; Melampsoraceae. The coding region runs from base 1 to 417 and encodes 138 amino acids. The transcript has 5 exons.
AUGCUACACGUCUAUCCAAAGACUUGUUUUCUACUCUGUUCCCUGUGGAUUCGUGCCAUGAAGGCCGCCGACUAUUAUUGUAACGUAGGAUAUGCAUUAGACACAGAUGGGAAAGCAGUGUGCGAGGCGGGAUAUCCUAACACACUCAGAUACAAAUGUGAAUUGGAUGAUUGUUACAUUUCAGAAGAGACCCCAACAUACAUUGUGAUGACUAAAUGUCAGCUCAUUAAAUCCAAUGGGUCAUUGGAUCCCGCCUUGACGAUUCAACAUUGCGAGCAAUAUCAAUAUGUUAAGGAUAAGAACAAUUAUAAUUGUUACACCGACAAAAAGGAUACUUAUGCUUGCGCCUAUACUCCCGGUUAUAUAGAUCCUAUAAGAUGUUCCACUUGCACACAGCUUCCAAAACAAGAUCCAUGA